AUGUGCACCGUCUGCGAUCUGGGGGCCAAGGCCUGCGGAGAGGAGGUGGCACCGCGUGGCCCAUGGAGCAGCUGUGCCGAGAGAGCAGAGAACUGUGCCCGCUUGCUGCCCGAUCCUUCCCGGCUUCGGGAGCGGGGCUCGCAGCUCCUUGGGACUGCAGGGCCUGUGCCUGUGCCAGGCCGCUGGGUACUGGGCGCAGGGCCUGACCACCACCGCUCCAGGGCCCUGCAUGCGUCCAGCAGCUGCUGGGCGCAGCGCUGGGGGGGCGGGCUGCACUUUGUGUCCCCUGGUCCCGAGCUGCCUUGCUGGGAGGUUGGGGCUUGGGCAAGGUCAGGGGUCAGCCCUGCGGAGCUCAAUCCCCUUUCCUGGGCUGGGACCAAUGCCCUCAGCGAGUGCAAGAACACCUCCCUGCAGCCUAGGACAGCGCUGCCCCGGGGCUCCCCCGGACGGGCUCCGACCUGGGCCGAGCUCCCCCAGGCUUCAAGCGCCUUCACAGGCAAGCGCGGGACGGACCGCGGUGGCCAGGCUGGAGGAGGGAACAGCCCCCGGGUGCUAACACCCUCCCCCCGUGCAGCCUGCUGCCAGAUGAUGGAGGCACUGCUGGGCCUGCUGAUCCUGGUCUGCAGCUCCGUGUCCUACGGCUCCGCGGGCGGCUACACUGGCAUCCCAGACCUGGGGAGCAUCUACUACUACCAGUACGGAGGUGCCUUCAGUGGCUUCAGCGGGCCGGAUGGGGUGCGUGCCCGGGAGCUCGACGCUCAGUUUCACCGCAUGAAGCUGCCCAUUGCCAGGGCCUCGAUGGCGGUGGGGGGGGCCCUGAUGGCCCUCACCCUCCUCCUGGUGCUGCUGGGGGCCCUGCGGCUGCCCUGGCGCUGCCCUGCCUGGCUGCUGCUGGAGUGCGUGCUGGACGUGCUGCUGGCGCUGGGCCUUCUGCCCGCCCUGUACUUCUAUUUCCACCAGCUGCAGGCCGUCUACGCCUCCCCGCUGUGCAAGGAGCGGGAGCAGCUCUACCAGAGCAAGGGCUACCAGGGGUUCAGCUGCAGCCUGCACGGGGCAGACAUCGCUGCCGGACUCUUUGGCUGCGUGGCGGCCCUGGUGUUCGCACUGAGUGCCGGCCUGGCCGUGCGGGGCUUCCGCACUGUCCGCCGGCUGCAGGAGAAGCCAGCACAUGCCUACGAGCUCUAGAGCAGCUGCGCUGCAGCCACGAGGACAGGGGCUCCCUGCCAGGCCACAGCAACCCGGUGCUGCUGUUCAAACAUGUGCCUCACCAGCUCCCCUCUCCUGUGAGACUGACCCUGGACCCUCUGCCCAUCAGCGUGGCAGCCUGGCAGACCCCUGCCUUGCAGACAGCUUGCUCCUCCCCUCCCCGGCAGCCCUGUCCCAGCCGGGGGGUCCAGCCCUAGCCUGGGACUCAGCUCUGCUUGGGGCUGGGACUGUGCCCCUCGCUUAACCUUAAAUAAAGGGAGCUGGAAUUCAGUGCCAGUCUGCAGCCUCCUCCCUGCUGCCUGCCAGCGCUGGCUCCAUCGCCCCUUCCCCUCACCAGGGCAAAGCAAGAGGGAGCUGGGGCCUGGCAGUGCCCAAGCCGUGUCCUGACCCCAGGCAUGCAGGGAGCUGGGCCUUCUGGGACGGUAGUUGUGCUGCAGCAGCUGCUGGUUGCAGAUGGGGCAAAGCUGUAGCUGCUGCGUCUUGCAGGCAUGGGGCCAGCCAUUGUUCCUGUGCAGCCAGGGCAUUGAAUGAAGGAGUUGGCAGCAGUGCCAGCAGCCUCGUGCUGAGCGCGCCAGCCAGCCUGGUGAGGGUGGGUGAGGGAGCCCCUCCCUGGGCACUGACUGGUGGGGAGGAGGGGAGUGGGCAGUGCUCCCCACCCAGGGGCCGGCCAGGCCUGUGCUGGGCAUGAGGCUAAUGGUUCAUCAGGUGCGGUGUUGACAGCGUCAAGGGUGAAGCUACCCCUGCUGAAGGUUCAAGUGGAGGAGAGGGGCCCGAAACAGCAGAGCCAGGGCUGGGCACCAGACUCCCCACAGCCCUGAGCAGCCACUGCCUCAUGCUGAGGGCAGCUGUGGGCACAAAGCACCCCACCUCUGGUUUGGCUGCAGUGGUCUCCCUGCUACCCAUCUGCCCUGGGCUUUGGGGGCAAGACCCGCCCUCCUUUACACCCAUCCCUGGCAGCCAUGCAGCACGUGGGUCUUGGCAACUCGCUCCCCUCUGCCUGGGUCCCAGGGAGCUGCCCCACCGCAGCCAGAGGCAAGGCUGUGC
Alligator sinensis (Chinese alligator) is the source of this 2250-nucleotide messenger RNA. RefSeq names its product MARVEL domain containing 3 (gene MARVELD3). The record is from RefSeq and is a predicted model, not a curated record. The transcript is spliced from 2 exons. Gene Ontology annotation, cellular component: membrane. Bases 1 to 1185 code for a protein of 394 amino acids. Lineage: Eukaryota; Metazoa; Chordata; Crocodylia; Alligatoridae.